Molecule: messenger RNA, 1701 nt
Organism: Mangifera indica (mango)
Lineage: Eukaryota; Viridiplantae; Streptophyta; Magnoliopsida; Sapindales; Anacardiaceae
Product: receptor-like protein 6
Exons: 2
Coding region: 1-1701 (566 amino acids)
Molecular function (GO): protein binding
Source: RefSeq, a predicted model, not a curated record
AUGUUUCUCCUAUCUGAUCUUGUUUCACUUGAUCUCUCCAACAAUCGCCUAAGCAUGCCCCAACAUGGUUUCAAUAAGCUGUUGCAAAAUUUAACGAAAUUAAGAUAUCUUCAUCUUGAAACUGUUGGCAUGUCUACUGUUUCAACUGGUUCUUUAGUAAACUUGUCUUCUUCUUUGAUAUCCCUCAACCUUAGGUUAACAGGGGUGCAAGGCAAAUUUCCAAGUGAAAUUUUUCUAUUUCCAUUUCUCCAGCGGCUAAUAUUGUCAGCAAAUGAACACAUCACAGGUAAUUUGCCAGAGUUUAAUAAGUGCAGUCCUCUCAAAGUACUAGAUCUUUCUAAUUGCAAUUUCCAAGGGUCACUUCCAUCAUCACUCGGAAACCUUACAGAAAUCACCUGUAUGGAUUUGUCAUGGAACAGUUUUACUGGUCAAGUCCCAACUUCAUUAUCUAAACUUGUCCAGCUCACUGGGUUAUCUCUUACACACAACAAUUUUUCUGGAAAAUUUCCAAAUGUUUUGGGUAAUCUUAGUAAAUUAGAGACUUUAGAUCUCUCCGUUAAUAUUUUCAGUGGCCAGUUGCCAACAUCAAUAUUCAACGUGAAUGGACUUCGUUACCUGGACUUUUCUUAUAAUCAAUUUAAAGGUGAAUUUCCUAGUCAGAUAAGCGGUCUUCCAUAUCUAGGUGACAUCAAGUUAAAUAAUAAUCUUCUAGGUGGCAGGGUACCAGCAUGGUUGUUUACUCUGCCAUCUUUGGAGAGUUUAGAUCUUUCCCACAAUAAACUCACAGGUCCGAUGGAGCAGUUCCAGCACCCUGGUCCAAUAAGUAAAGUUUAUUUGCGUGAUAACAUGAUUCAUGGUCCAAUUCCAGAUUCGAUUUUUCAACUUUUGGGUCUCGUACAACUAUCACUUGCAAACAAUAACUUCAGUGGUAAUGUGCAGGUAGAGAUGCUUUCAGAGCUCAAAAAUCUGACGCAUAUUGAUCUUUCAUAUAAUGCCCUUUUGUCAGUAACAGGAAAGGUCAUCUUGCCCCAGCUUAAUGAAGUCUUUUUAUCUUCUUGUAGCUUAACUGCAGUCCCGCUUUUCUUGGGCAGUGUAAGUUAUUUAAAUCUAGACCUUUCCAAUAACUCAAUCUAUGGCCGAAUUUCCCAAUUGGCGCUUGGAAAUUGUUCCAACUUGUCUUACUUAAAUCUGUCACACAAUUUACUUACCAGUGUUGAGUACAUUUCAUCCAUGGUCAACCCUGAAAUUCUUGACCUUUCAUCCAACUUACUCCGAGGACAACUUGUGGAUCUACCAUCUAGCCUUACGUUCUUCUCAGCUUCAAACAAUGAUCUGACAGGAGUGAUCCCUCCAUCAUUUUGUAAUGGGAGCAGAGUUCAAUCCCUUGACUUGUCCUAUAAUGGCUUAAGUGGAAACAUUCCAGAAUGUCUUGUGAAAAGCAAUGCACAGUUCGAGUUCUUGAAUUUGGCAAUGAACAACUUCCAUGGUAGUAUAGAAUCUCUGACGUUUCCCAAUCAAUGUGAUGUGACAGCUCUUAUGCUUAAUGACAAUCAGUUGGAGGGACCAUUACCAUCCUCUUUGGUUAAUUGCCAAGGUUUGGAUAUCCUUGAUGUUGGGAAUAACAGGAUUAAUGAUAGCUUUCCGAAUUGUUUCAUGGUCCCAUUGGCAAUUCCAGCACAAGAUUUCUCUUCCCUCGGUUAA